GUUUGAAUUAAAAUAUCAAAUAUAAUUCAACAAAAAAUUAUGUCUAAAUUAUUAGUAGUGUUAGGAUUGGUUGGUCUCGCGAUGGGGGCCAACAUUGAGCGCAGAAAUAUAUUCGGAGGUCUGAGCAACUUAGGAUUCGGUGGCAUCGGAUCGGGUGUAGGCAAAAUCGUUGGCGCUGUUGGCGAUCUUGGUACUAAUGAAGUCACUUGGGGCACAAAAUUAACCGGAGGAUCAUUGGGAGCCGCAACUGGCUUUUUGGGCAAAGCUGGUGGUGCUGUUAGCAACAUGGCUGGUGGUUUGGGUGGUGCACUCAAAGGUGGUGCCGGUCUGGCCGGUAAUGCUGCCGCUGGUGUGGCCAGUAAUCUCGGUAACGCACUCGAUGCCGAUUUCAAAUGGAAGGGCGAUUUAGUUAAUGCUGGUGUGGGCGCUGUGGGCAAAGUGUUGGCAUCAAAGGGCAAUUUCAUUAACAACAUCGGCAGCGCAGUGAAAACCGGAUUGAGUGGUGAUAUUGUGGGCGCCGGGAAAGGCAUGUUGAAUGCGGCCACUACUUUGGCCGGCGAUGAUGUUGGUAUAGUCACCGGUGCCGUUAGUGACGUCACGGGAGCUACCAGUAAAUUGGCCACUGGUUUAGGCGGUGCUGUCAGUGGUAUCGCUGGCAACGUGGGUGGUUUGGCUAGUGGUGGCGCCAACCUUGUUGGUAAUACUGUGGGCUCAAUGGCCGGCGCUGGCGGUGAUUUACUCGGAGGUGGUAUUCAAAUGGGACAGGACUUGGUCGGAAACGCUGUGGGCUCCACAGUAGACGUAUUGAAAGGCAAAGUCGCGGCCAUCGGUAAGAUGGGCUCCGGUGUCGGCGAUAUCGUCGGCGGUGCUGUCGGUGGCGCCAGCGGACUGGCCGGCAGUAUAGGCGGUAAAAUCGGCGGUGUUGUUGACGGAGUGAGCUGCGCGGUUACCCCCGUUAUUGACGGUGGUAUUAAAACCGGUGUGGGAGCAAUUGGAAACCUUGGUGGUAUCGUAAGCAGUAUGCCCGGACAAGUGACCGGUGCCAUUGGUGGAAUUACUGGUAAUAUUCACCACGUUGUUGACGGAAUGACCGGCGCGGUUACCCCCGUUGUUACCGGCGCUAUUGAUACCGGUGUCGGAGCGAUCAAACAGGUUGGUAAUAUCGUAGGCAAUAUGCCCGGCAAACUGACUGGCACCCUUGACGGACUCACUGGUAAUAUUCAACACGUUGUUGGCGGUGGUCUCCAGACAGGCAUCGGCGCCGCUACCGGUCUGUUCGGUGAUAUCGGCAACACUGUUGGCGGUGCGAUCAACACCGUUGCUCAACAGGUUAAUGGAAUGCCCGGCAAAGUGAGCGGUGUCAUUAGCGACAUGACUGGUAGUAUUGCCCCCGUUGUUGGUGGUGUCAUCAAUACUGGCACUGGACUUGCUGGAUCCGCUACCCAACUUCCCGGAAAACUCACAAAUACCUUCGGCGGAAUCGCCGGCGGUGUUGGCCCCGUUAUUACCGGUGCGAUCGGACCGGUCACCGAUGCCAUUCAUGGUGGUAUCAACACUGGUAUAAGCCUUGGUAAUGGAGGUAUUGGAGCGAUUGACGGAGUGUUCGGACAACUCGGUGGUGCCGUUAACGGUAUGACCCAGGGUAUUUCUGGCUCUCUUGGCGAUGCUGUCAGCACCGGUUCCGGAUUGCUAAGCGGAGUGGGAGGACAAAUCAGUAAUACCAUGGGUGGUUUAAAUGGCGGUCUUAACUAUGGUUUCGAUACUGGUUUAAACCUUGGUAAUGAAGUGAUGGGACAACUCGGUAAUACCGUUAGCGGUGUGACUCACGGUAUUUCUGACACUUUUGGCGGUGCUAUCAACACCGGUGCCGGAUUGGUAGGCGGAAUGGGAGGACAACUCGGUACUACCUUUGAUGGUUUAAAUGGCGCUCUUCACGGUGGUAUCAACACUGGUAUGGGCGUCGUUAACGGCGUGACCAGUAAUCUCGGUAACGUUGUUGGCGGUGUUAUGGGACAGGCAAACAAUGUCGUUGACGGUGCUGUUCAAAUCGGAAGCGAUGGUCUCACACAUGUUAGCGAUCUUACCAGCGGUCUUACCGGCGGUCUAACCGGUGGUCUAAGCACUGGUUUCAACACUGUUGGCAACGCUAUCGGCGGACUGACCGGUGGAUUGUCAGGAUUGGGUUCAAUUGGCAGUAGUAUCGGCGGCUCAGUAGGCGGUGACUCCGGUAGUAUUGGUUUUGGCGGUAGUACUGGCGGAUCAGUAGGCGGUGGCUCCGGUAGUUUUGGCUUCGGCGGUAGUUAUGGCGGCUCAUUAGGCGGCGGCUCCAAUAGUAUUGGUUUUGGCGGUGAUUCCGGUAGUGUUGACGUCAGUGCUGGCGGUGAUGGAGCUGACGGUCAAAUGAGCAUCGGUACCGGUGAAAACGGACUUUACUGGUAA
Molecule: messenger RNA, 2439 nt
Organism: Medioppia subpectinata
Lineage: Eukaryota; Metazoa; Arthropoda; Arachnida; Sarcoptiformes; Oppiidae
Source: the annotation of a GenBank genome assembly